Molecule: messenger RNA, 153 nt
Organism: Talaromyces atroroseus
Lineage: Eukaryota; Fungi; Ascomycota; Eurotiomycetes; Eurotiales; Trichocomaceae
Exons: 3
Coding region: 1-153 (50 amino acids)
Source: RefSeq, a predicted model, not a curated record
AUGGAUGAGAGAGAGCCUCCCAUACCACCAGGUCAUCAGCGCAUUCGAUGGAAAAAUGCACGCGGCAAAUUGUUGCACGAUGAUUACACCGAGAGGAAGCCUGGUGCACUACAAGAACUUCAGGACUAUUUGAAUUCCACCAACAAGAGGUGA